Molecule: messenger RNA, 2834 nt
Organism: Saimiri boliviensis boliviensis (Bolivian squirrel monkey)
Lineage: Eukaryota; Metazoa; Chordata; Mammalia; Primates; Cebidae
Source: RefSeq, a predicted model, not a curated record
UGGGUGUGUGCCACCACACCCGGCUAAUUAUUUUUUCAAACUGCUGAUUCCAUCCUAUUUUGAAUUCUCCACCCAUGAGCUUGUACUUUGGAAAAGAUCAAUCUAGGGCAGGUGGCUCGCCCAGGAAUUUUUGGACCAGGCUGCAGUUUAUCUGUAAAGGGAGGGGAGCAUGGUCACAGCUUUGCAAGGGGGUGCAGACAUUUAGAUUGUCUAUCGGGUUAAGACCUUGCCUUCCUAAGGGCUGGCUGGAUGCUUCUGGUGAACAGUAGAGGCAGGUGGAGCUGAGCACGGAGCUUAAUAACCGUCUGUUUAUUAGCUCACUCUCCUUGCCUGCUUUGCGCCAGGCACUGUGCUAGGACUUGUUUGUUCUUCCGACCUGUUCUUUUGGGAGGAAGAACAAAUCUGCGGUUCGAACUCCCCGAAGUGGGAAAGAGCCUCGCAGAGGCUGCGGUCACACCCCGUCAUCUGACCUCAAUACCAGCAGCACUCCUCUCUUCAGCCCUGACUAUGGCCGGGUGCUGGGCUGAGCUUCUGCCUGUCACAGCACCGCAUCCUGGCAGGAAAUUUAGGGCUUGUAAUGUCCCCAUUUUACAGGCCUUACCUGGACCCAGGGACUCUGGAACGAGGAGCGCUGGCCUAGCCCGACGGGGCGAGUUCCCACGUCCCUGUCCGUUCCAUCGCUCAGUUCCACGACUCGCUACCCUGCAGCCCCGCCUGUUCGCGGGUGAGUGGGCGCUUCCCUCGGCUCCCCGUGACACUUUGCAGACGCUCCCCGGCGCCGGGCAUGGGCGCCGCCGCCGUCGGUCCCCGAGCCGGAUUCCGCGCGCGGGUGGGUGAGCGUGGGGGGCCCCGGCCCCUCGGACCCCGGGCAUACCCGGUCGGGGGAUGAUGGCGGCGUUUGCACCCCCGGCCUGGUGCAUGCCCCCGCUGGGAUCUUUCCACGACUGCUCCCCCUCCCACCUGCGGGACAAAGGGCGGGGGCGGGGGGGUCGCAUCCCCACGCGUGACCUUUCCCCGUACUGCGCACGCGCCCAGCCCCCACCACCGGGGGAGGGUUCGUCCGCCCACGCGAGUGCGGGGGAGGGGGAUGGGCCCCGGGGGUAGGGGAGGCAGCGCGCACGGGGCGGACCGCCCUCUGUCUUGGGAAGUUGGGGCAGUUUUCCCAUGCACCUGCCUCUUGCUUAGGCCCGGAGGUGGCCUGCAAUGAGCCAGGGUUCUUGCCCUGCAGGCCACGUGUCCCUGCUCAGGUGACCCCUUGGGGCGCCCAGCAAUUUAGGGCUUCAGCUUCCUCUUCCUUACAUACCCCGGAGCCCACGGCCCCAGCUCACUUCUUCCCCAGGACCUAGGCGGCUGGGCCCCCUGCCCCUGUCUCUGGGAGCCCAGGAGUUGGCACCUGGGCGUGUUUGGCCUCAGUCCUGGGGUCCGGGCUCCCUCCUCCCUCAGACCAGGGUUCCCUCCUCUCUCAUCUCACCUCCCCCAGGAUGGACCCUCGAGUCCGUCCGCGUCCCUCCAUUUGUGGCUGCUGUUUCUGUCCAGUGCCUCUGAGGCGCUCGGCUGCUGGGGUCCGCAGGAAGCCACGCCAUGAAUGACCGGACCAGCCGGAGGCGGACAAUGAAGGACGAUGAGGCCUUCGAGAUCUCCAUCCCCUUCGACGAGGCACCCCACCUAGACUCCCAGAUCUUUUACAGUCUGAGCCCCUCUCGGGGAAACUUCGAGGAGCCCCCUGAGGACACGUCCCCUACCCUGGCCCUGAUGAACAGCGUCAAGGCCCAGCUGCACAUGGCCCUGGAGAGGAACUCCUGGCUGCAGAAGCGCAUUGAGGACCUGGAGGAAGAGAGGGACUUCCUGCGCUGCCAGCUGGACAAGUUCAUCUCUUCCGCUCGGAUGGAUGCAGAGGACCACUGCCGGGUGAAGCCUGGGCCGCGGCGGAUGGAGGGGGACAGCCGGGGCGGAGCUGGGUGCGAGGCCUCAGACCCCGAGUCAGCAGCCUCUUCCCUCAGCGGAGCGUCGGAAGAAGGCAGUGCCAGCGAGAAGAGGCGGCAGAAGCAGAAGGGAGGUGCCAGUCGGAGGCGCUUUGGGAAGCCCAAGGCCCGGGAGAGGCAGCGGGUGAAGGACGCCGAUGGGGUCCUCUGCCGGUACAAGAAGAUCCUGGGCACCUUCCAGAAGCUCAAGAGCAUGUCGCGGGCCUUCGAGCACCACCGCGUGGACAGGAACACCGUGGCGCUGACCACGCCCAUCGCCGAGCUGCUCAUCGUGGCCCCGGAGAAGCUGGCCGAGGUGGGCGAGUUCGACCCCUCCAAGGAGCGCCUGCUCGAGUACUCCCGCCGCUGCUUCCUGGCCCUGGACGACGAGACGCUCAAGAAGGUGCAGGCGCUGAAGAAGAGCAAGCUGCUGCUGCCCAUCACCUACCGCUUCAAGCGGUGAUCGCGCCGCGUCUACGCGCCCCGGCCCGGGCCUGCCUCCCCCGUGGACCCGGCCCUCCCCAAGUCCCCGGUGGAUGACCUGCCCCUCUCCCCGCCUCGCCCCUGCCCCUCCUUCUCGCUCCCUGGGUUGAAGGCUCCCUUAGCCGGGUCCCCCUCCCGAACCCCGGGGCACCCCUUUCUGCUGGGGCUGCCCAGCCCUGCCCUCGCUGGGCCCCCUCCUCCUGCAGAACCAGGCAGGCGGGUGCCGCCCCGUCUCGGGUGGGGGACUGCACAGACCCCGUCUCUGCUCACUGCCCUGCUGCCCCGCAGAGGAGCUGCUCACCCGAUUCCCGGACGGACCUCCCAACUCCGCGAGACAGAGAAUUAUUCAGAGAAUUUAAAUUAAAAAAAGACAUGAAAAUUUGGAAUAAA